UUGCGUGUGUACCGCGGUUUGAUUUUCGCUAGUGAGUGGAUAUCAUGCACAUACUGUGUGGAAAGGCUAGCGAGCUAUUCCCCGUUUAGUCAAAAAGCUAGCGAGUGAGCUAGCUAUAAUGCUUGAUUUAAUAUAACGCGACAUACCGUAACGCUAGGGAAAUAUAAUAUGCAGAGGGAAAUGCAAAAUGCACAGGUCACACUGCUUGUCUCUGAGAGAUAGGUAGCUAGAUACCUAUCUGGACAACUGUGUCAGCACUUAAGUUAGUAAUUUCUCGCUUAGUAGGAAUACUACCUAAACUACGCUACACCAUUGGAAUGCGAUCUAUCUAAAUCAGCAAGGCAGGCUAGGUUGUCAGCUAGCUAGCUGGCUAACUAUCGCAUGUGGUCAGGCAGGUUGGCUUGCUACCUAAGCUUACCAGAAGCAGGAGUGGUUUGUAUGGUUUGAAAUUAAUGUGCGCCUGGCGACGCAUAACCAAUAUGGACAGUGUGCGCUGGGCAUUUCGGUGCGGCUCGUGGACUCCGAAUUGUUCCGAGUGGUUAUUCGCCGCACGCUGUGUUCAGGCGGAAGAGAAAGAACGCAUUGGACAGUUCGUCUUUGCCAAAGAUGCGAAAUCUGCAAUGGCUGGUCGUCUGCUAAUGAGAAAGCUCAUCUCAGAGCGGAUGGGGAUCGCCUGGGACCAGAUCCAUCUUGCAAGGACGGCCAAAGGGAAGCCCUUCCUCGCCAGCCCACCUUCUCCCAGCACUCUCCGCAGGUGGAGCUUUAAUGUGUCCCAUCAGGGGGACUUUGCAGUCUUGGCAGCUGAGCAGAAUCUGCAGGUGGGGGUGGACGUGAUGAAAACAGCCAUGCCAGGCAGUAGCACAGUGUCGGACUUUUUCCGGAUCAUGAAGAGACAGUUCACUGACCACGAGUGGACAGCCAUCAGGGCAGCGGGGCCGGAGUGGACGCAGCUGGACAUGUUCCACCGACACUGGACCCUGAAGGAGAGUUUCAUCAAGGCCAUUGGGACAGGACUUGGGUUCGAUCUUCAGAGGGUGGAAUUCCAUAUCUCGCCUGUGCAAAUGCAGGAAGGUCAGGUAUACAGAGAGACCAAGAUGUACCUGGAUUUUGAGGAAGAGGAGGACUGGGUGUUUGAGGAAUGCCUCCUGGAUGCAGACCACCAUGUGGCCGUUGCACUGGGGAAGUGGGAACGCCCUGGUGAUGACAUGGGUGAUGACUGUCACACAGCCUUUUCCCCCCGCCCGCCCCCAAAGUUCACGCUGCUGAGCUUUGACGACCUUGUUUCGGGAGCCGUACCCCUCACAGAGGAGGACCCCUCAUACUGGGAGAGCUUCCGGAAGAAGCAGGAGGCACCGUCCCGCCAGAGCGACCCGUCCAGAUGAUUCCAGACGCAGGCCUCGGAGGGACUCAAACACACCCACGCCUCAACCGGCAAGGGACACUGUCGUGCCCUGAGCUGUCCUGCACUGCACCGUUUAAACGUUCAUAUCGCAGGCUUCCUUCACUCUAGCAAUUCGGGUGAGAUUUAUUGUUGAAAAUUAGAGCCACAGUGUCCAGCAUUUUAAGCCCAUCCGCUUUGUCUUUGUGUCCGGUGUUCGCGCCGUUCCCCACUGCCGCAGAGAGAUUCCAUCAAAAGCAAAACAGAACAAUAGUCAUCAUCUGCACCAUGUGAAUGCCUCAUACAUACAACAGAAAGAAAUAACGUCUUUGUUAAAAGUGUCUUCUGGAGGGAAGAUUUGAUAAUAUUCCAUUAGUUUUCCAUAUUGUGGACAUUCACUCACAGCACUUGAGGCCUAAUGAUAGGCUGGCAAGAGUGAAAUGCUGUCAUCGCCACCGAUUGUCACACAUGCUGUGCGUUGCAUUUUUCUCAAAUUGCCCAAUCAAGGACAUGAGUGAAAUUGUAAGUGAAAUUGAAAAUGGCAAAAAAUUGAAUUGCAUGAUUUGAGUUGUGUUUUUUCCCCAGUUAUCUGUUGUCUUCUGCCGUGUGCCGUGAUAAUAAAAAAUCCAUCCCCAUCACGCUUCGCUCGAGACGGUAUGUCAGCAGUGGCUAAAUGCGAAAUCAAAUCAACCAAAUCAAAUCAUUGUGUAAUUAAUUAUUCCUUCUUUCCCUCUCUCCAUCCUCUUUCUGCCUGUUAGUCUCCAGCCUCUUGCUCUCUGUUCGUUCCUCCUUUCCGUCCUGUGUGGACUUUGUGUUCCUCGAGUUGUGUUCGAGUUUCUUUUGCCUUUUCCCCCUUAGAACGGCGUGCCCGAGAUUCCUCGCUCUCUGCUUCACACUCCAUCUCCCAUAUCCUCUCCCUCUAACCCCCACCCCUCCAAAUCCAUCCACUAGCCUUCUUACACUCCAUCUGCUGCGCAGUCUAUUUUUGUCGGGGAAACAUUUCGUGGGCCAUUAGGGGUUUGUAUGGGAGGCAUUGCUUUUAACGAACCAGCUCCGCGCUCUUCCGUAGGAAGCCGCGGCUGCGUUUCCGGCAGCUCUUGGCCAGGCGGUGACUCCGCGGUGCCGGCUGUGCAGAACGAGGAGCCCAUGAAACAAACGGCCAAUUAUCUUCCCUUCGCAGCAUCCAGGAACGACAACAUUGAUUAAACUCUUUAUCGCUGAGCUUUGAGUCACACUGUGUGUCACCAUGGCCCAACCUUCCCCUCCCCCUUUCUCUGCAACCU
Megalops cyprinoides (Indo-Pacific tarpon) is the source of this 2661-nucleotide messenger RNA. It is a transcript of the gene aasdhppt, whose product is annotated as aminoadipate-semialdehyde dehydrogenase-phosphopantetheinyl transferase. Gene Ontology annotation, cellular component: cytosol. The record is from RefSeq and is a predicted model, not a curated record. Lineage: Eukaryota; Metazoa; Chordata; Actinopteri; Elopiformes; Megalopidae. The coding region runs from base 453 to 1382 and encodes 309 amino acids. The transcript has 6 exons. Gene Ontology annotation, molecular function: holo-[acyl-carrier-protein] synthase activity; magnesium ion binding.